Dichomitus squalens LYAD-421 SS1 is the source of this 1404-nucleotide messenger RNA. Its product is annotated as acid protease. Lineage: Eukaryota; Fungi; Basidiomycota; Agaricomycetes; Polyporales; Polyporaceae. Gene Ontology annotation, molecular function: aspartic-type endopeptidase activity; calcium ion binding. Bases 1 to 1404 code for a protein of 467 amino acids. Gene Ontology annotation, biological process: proteolysis. The transcript is spliced from 6 exons. The record is from RefSeq and is a predicted model, not a curated record.
AUGGUCUGCAAGUCCACCUUCGUCGCCAUCGCACUUGGUCUCAUGGCCUCUGCGAACCCCGUCGGCCGCGAGCCUGCACGCAUCCAGCGCAUCCCACUCACCAAGCGUAGCGGCUUGACUAACUCUGAUGGCACUUUCAAUCUCAUCAAGGCCGUGAAUGAGAUCGCCCGAGUGAAAAGCAAGCAUAGUCACAAUCUUCAGGUCAUCGACAAGCAUCGCGAUCACGGUCAUCACAGCAGCAGUGAACCCGUACAACCCAGCGCGAUACCCACCCCAGCACCAUCAGUUGGAACUUUGACCGCAACUGAAAUUCUAUCCGCGACAGACACGGGAGCUCUGACAGCCGUGGGUACCGUAUCCGAGCUACUCACCGGUACUAGAACUCGCACUGGAACGGUCGUUCCGUCGUCUGCGCCUUCCAGCGCCGUCACGGGGAGCGUCCCGCUGACCGAUGACGAAGGCGAUCUCCUCUGGACUGGCCAGCUCACUAUCGGCAACCCACCGCAGCCCUUCGUGGUCGACUUCGACACCGGCUCCGCUGACCUUUGGAUCCCUUCUGUGUCAUGCCACGAUUGCGGUGGACAGGACCCGCCGUACGACCCGUCGAAAUCAUCGGAGAGCCAACCCCAGAGUGGGACGUUCCAGAUCAACUACGGGGACGGCUCCAGCACGUCUGGCUCGCCGUAUUCUGACACUGUCUCCGUCGGCGGUAUUACGGUGUCCGGACAGGUCUUCGCUGCUGUAACUCAGGAGUCCUCCGAGUUCCUGAGUGAGCCCAUGGACGGUAUCAUGGGGAUGGGUCUCCCAGCUCUCUCUAGUCUCAAAACCACGCCCUUCUUCUAUACCGCAAUGAAGCAGGGCUCUGUCGCUCAGAACACUUUUGCUUUCAAACUCGCGCAGUCCGGUUCAGAACUGACGCUUGGCGGAACCAACAAUGCAUCUUUCACAGGGGACAUCGAAUUCCACAAACUCUCCUCUGCCGUUGGCUACUGGAUCAUCGGCGACGGCUCGGUCGCUGUCGGCGGCAAAACCUCCGCCUCGCAGAUCCAGACCAUCAUAGACUCGGGCAGCACGAUCAUCACUGCCCCCACGGCCGCCGCGGACGCGCUGUGGCAGAGCGUGCAGGGAGCGCAAGCAUUCGAGCAAGGGAUGUACACCUUCCCGUGCGACUCUGCCCCUGAGGUUGCGUUCAGCUGGGGCGGGAAGUCGUGGUCGAUCAGUGCCAACGACAUCAACCUUGGUCAGGUGGAGGAAGGCUCUAGCGACUGCGUCGGCGCAAUCGCUGGAGGUGACCUCGGGUUCGGAGAUGACGUCUGGCUCCUUGGUGAUACCUUCAUGAAGAACGUCUACACCGUCUUUGAUGCCGACCAGAACGGGUCCAUCGGUUUUGCUCAGCUCGCCUGA